Talaromyces atroroseus is the source of this 714-nucleotide messenger RNA. RefSeq lists its product as hypothetical. NCBI's taxonomy places the organism in Eukaryota, Fungi, Ascomycota, Eurotiomycetes, Eurotiales, Trichocomaceae. The transcript is spliced from 3 exons. The record is from RefSeq and is a predicted model, not a curated record. The coding region runs from base 1 to 714 and encodes 237 amino acids.
AUGGAAACCGUCUUAGUCGUCGGAGCAACAGGCAACAUCGGUGUCGCUGCCGUCCUUGGAGUCCUGCGAGCCAAACGCAACGUGCUUGCAGUUGUACGAAAUCAAGCAUCUGCCGACAAGUUGUUCCAGCAUGUCAAAUCAAAAGACGGGAUUACAAUCGUCGAGGCCGACAUCAUGGCCGAGGAAGGAGUUCGGGGCGUUGUUGAUCAGGUCCGGGCUGGGAAGCUGCCAGCUUUCCAACACGUUUACGCUGCUGCUGGCGGAGCAUAUGGCGCGACUUUAUUGCGAGAUCUCACUACCAGCGAAUUGCGCAAAUUCAUGGCCAUCAACUUUGAAUCGAACUUUCCCUACCGUGCAAGUAUCCCAUAUUUGCUAGAGCAGAGCGGUCCAACUUCCUUUACCCUCUGCACCGGAUCACAGGGCGACAUUGGUGCUCGCGCAGCUCCAGCCAUCACCCAAGGUCCCCUAUUCUCGAUGGCGAACGUGGCUUGCCGUGACAACGAGAACACCAAUGUCCGCUUCAACGAAGUGUACCUGCAAACCCGCGUCGAGGUUGAUUCGUCAGCUGAGAAGACAGGCGCAAUGAAGGCUUCGGAUUUCGCUCAUGUGUAUACCGAGCUCCUCUCUCGACCGGACAUCAAGAGCUGUCGGAUAAGUGUUGCCACAAAGAAUGAUCUGACGGAUUUAAAGUACAAGAAGAAGAUAACCUGCUAA